GCAGUAAGCAUUUCAUUUCCACGUUCCUGAUAGCAACCCCAGCCUGACAGAAGUCAUGGGAAUAUAUACUUUUUUAUACUUGAGUCUAUCUCUAUCAUUGACUUUCAGUCUCCCACUCUUCAGAGGUGAAAGGAAAAAUCAAAACAAACUACUACUUAUUUCCCUAGAUGGCUUUCGUUGGGAUUAUGAUCAAGAUGUUGAAACUCCAAAUUUUCAAAAAUUGGUCAGAGAAGGUGUAAAGGCAAAAUACGUUACACCUCCAUUUGUUACAAUAACCUCACCAUCUCACUUCACUUUGCUAACUGGAAGGUAUAUAGAGUCUCACGGAGUAAUCCAUAACAUGUGGUUCAAUACCACCACUGGACAGAAAAAGUCAUAUUACCAGACACAAGAUGUUAAUGAAUACUGGGACAAUGGAAGUCUUCCCAUCUGGAUCACAGCUCAGCGUCAGGGUUUAAAGACUGGUUCUAUUCAUUUUCCCGGGACCAAACCUACCUAUCAGGGAGAGAAUAUUUUCCUGAAGAUAGUGGAACCUCCGCUUUACAACUAUAAGAAUGCAACAGCAUGGAGAGAAAACAUUGACAUAGUAAUGAAAUGGUUCACUUUGGAUGAUCUUGAUUUUGUCACACUCUACUUUGGUGAACCAGACAGCACAGGACACUUAUAUGGACCUGAAUCAGAGAAGAGAAAAGCCGUGGUGAAAAAACUGGACAGCACACUAGGUUAUUUAUUACAAAGCAUCGAGAAGUACAACUUGAAAUCCAGACUCAAUGUGAUUAUCACUGCCGACCACGGAAUGACUACUGUACUGAAGGAGCCAAAUGUGACCGAAAUCGUGCUAAAAAGGUUCUCCAAUUUUUCAUUCAAAGACACCGCUUUUGAUUUAGUUGAUUAUGGACCCACUGGCAUGCUUUUACCCAAACCGGGAAAGACGGAAAAAGUGUACCAGGCUCUGAAAGGUGCCCAUCCACAUCUAAAUGUGUUCAAGAAAGAAGACUUACCAAAAAGAUUUCGAUAUUCCAACAAUGAAAGAAUCCUCCCCAUUAUCAUUUUUGGCGAUCUUGGUUAUGUGGUUCAUGGGAGAUUCAAAGUCCAGUUUAACAAAGGCGAACAUGGAUUUGAUAACGAGCAUAUGGACAUGAAGAUGAUUUUCCGUGCAUUUGGCCCUGAUUUCAAGAAAAAUUAUUUGGCCGAGCCAUUUGAAAGUGUAAACAUUUAUCCGUUAAUGUGUGAACUUCUGAACAUCCAUCCUGAGCCAAACAAUGGAUCAUUGGUAUAUACUCGAGCGAUGUUGAACUAUAACUCAAGCAACAGUGACGUCACGAAGAAUUCAACAUUGUUUCAGGUGAUUGUAGGGUUGGCAGUCAUUGUUGGCCUUCUGGUUCUGGCUGCUCUCAUUGUUACUGUUUAUUUCCUUAUAAAGCGGAAAUGAUAGAUGAAUACAAUAUGAAGAUCAGAAUCACAUCCAAAAUAUUGCUCCAGUCGUUUAGCUCUCAGCUAUGCUAACACGGAUGCCCUGGCUGUGCUUCAAGCCUGUUCUCUUCACUACGAUAAAGUUUUAACCUACUUAUUUCAGUGUGAAUGAAAUCUGGAAAUUAAUUUUAAUCUAUUUUCAUAUUUUUCCAUAAACUUAUCAAUUAAUGGAUAUAAACAAAGUAAUUUGAAUAGAAUAGUUGUGCUUGCCGCUUUGCCAUCAAAUUGCUUACCUGUGACUGGAAGUCUCUGCUUAAUUGUGCAAUUGAAGUAAUUGGUUCAACAACAAAUAAAAAUAGGUUUUCAGCUUGUAUUUUGAUCAGCCAAAAUCAACUUUUGAUGCUUUCCCCCCCCCCCCGCCCAGUUGAGAAAUUAGCACAGACCAAAAAUUCCUAUCUCCAUCUUUCUUCAUCAUGGUGCCAAUUCAAAAACUGAAAGAUAGUGGUAGACUAUACCUUCUGUAGUAAAGAAUUGACAUUUCCUUUAGAAAGCCUUCAUUGUUCCAGUCUUAACCGUAGUGUUGACUUUUGACAUCACCUGGUUACCAAGACAUGUGGAACAUUCAUCUCUUAACACUCUCUGGCUGUGGUGAGCUUACCAUAAAUUAAACUUAGAAAAUACUAAUUCCUGUAUUUUGAGUUUAAUUAGAUGAUUUAAAAAAAAUAAAAAUUUAGACUUGCAUUCUCAUUGUUAGUCAUCAGUUAUUCACUUCCAUGAAAACAAACCUCACACCAUCAGUACACAAUCUCUCUACAGAUUUUGCUCUUGAAUUGUUUAAUUGCAUCUCUUAUUAAAUGUUUCUUACGCUUGUCUAUGUGAUAUCACAAAGUAACAACUUAAAAUAAAG
This is a messenger RNA of Mobula hypostoma (lesser devil ray), 2320 nucleotides long. Its product is annotated as ectonucleotide pyrophosphatase/phosphodiesterase family member 7-like. The record is from RefSeq and is a predicted model, not a curated record. The transcript has 6 exons. NCBI's taxonomy places the organism in Eukaryota, Metazoa, Chordata, Chondrichthyes, Myliobatiformes, Myliobatidae. The coding region runs from base 56 to 1432 and encodes 458 amino acids.